Messenger RNA from Eriocheir sinensis (Chinese mitten crab), 1230 nucleotides. Its product is annotated as protein odd-skipped-like. Gene Ontology annotation, biological process: regulation of transcription by RNA polymerase II; embryo development. The record is from RefSeq and is a predicted model, not a curated record. Bases 317 to 1108 code for a protein of 263 amino acids. Gene Ontology annotation, cellular component: nucleus. Lineage: Eukaryota; Metazoa; Arthropoda; Malacostraca; Decapoda; Varunidae. Gene Ontology annotation, molecular function: RNA polymerase II transcription regulatory region sequence-specific DNA binding; DNA-binding transcription factor activity, RNA polymerase II-specific. The transcript has a single exon.
CGCGGCAGCCAGGGGAGAGUCGGGGGUAGGGGAGGGGGGGAGCGGCAUGCCGGGGAACAGUUCCCACUCACCGGACACCCGGACACGCCCCUCACUCACUUCCUGACUCCCUCUCCGCCUCCAGCGGCGGCGGCGGCCAAUGAGAGGCGGCCCUCCGCCAGGCUCCUCCCUGACUCCCGCAGCCGCCAGUAGCGCCGCGCCCCGCUGCUCCUCGGCAGCCAAUGGUCGGCCCCGCUGCCCCCAGCGCUUCUCUACGGUAUAAAUUGUGGCCGCGGCCUGGCUGAGUACACUGUGCCUCUGUGACGACGCGACAACCAUGGUGGCGUCCCCUCCCAGCCUGCCAGGCCUGCCCGCCCUGCCCGGCCUCGGCGCCAGAUUCACGCCCGGCUCAGCCUUCACGCCGCUCACCCGCGAACACCACCACGCCCUGCACCUGUUCCAGGCGCUGCCGCUGCUGCAGGCGGCGGGCGGCGGUGGCUUCGGCGGCGCCAAGCAGCUGCCGCCGCACCUGGGGAUGGACCCGCGGGUGGCGGGGCUGCUGCAGGGGUGCCAGCUGCCGUGGGCGGCGCUGGGCGCUAGUGAGCUGGCCCUCAACCGCCUGCUGCUGACCCCCGGGGGCCGCCUCAGCAGGCCCAAGAAGCGCUACAUCUGCAAGUACUGCCAGCGGGAGUUCACCAAGAGCUACAACCUGCUGAUCCACGAGCGGACGCACACGGACGAGCGGCCCUUCCCCUGCGACAUCUGCGGCAAGGCCUUCAGGAGGCAGGACCACCUCCGCGACCACAAGUACAUCCACAGCAAGGAGAAGCCCUUCAAGUGCGAGGCGUGCGGCAAGGGCUUCUGCCAGGCGCGCACGCUCGCCGUGCACAAGGCGCAGCACGCCCACGACACCCUCCCCGCGGCGGCGCCCGCCCGCACGCCCACCGCGCCGCACACGACGCCCGCCGCGCCCGCCGAUAGCGAGGAGGUGGUGGACGUGCUGCACUGCGACGACGACGACGACGACGACGUGAUGCAGACGGUGACGGAGGAGGACGAGGAGCUGCCACCCGCGGCGCCGCCCCCCAAGAGGCUCGGCUUCUCCAUCGCCGACAUCAUGAGCAGAUAGACACACACACACACACACACACACACUCUCUCAUCACACCUUAGUGCCUUUCGGUCGUCAGCUUUAAGUUCCAUUGUAAAUAUUGUACAAACAAAUGUAUUUAUUAAAUGUUACCUUUUUAA